AUGUUAAUUAGAUACGAAAAACGUCUUAGUCAGCCGGUAAUGGAAAAAAGUAAAUUUCUUAUGACAUGUCGGGAGACAAUUUUUAGAAACGAAUCUUUGUUAGAUUCUUUUUUGUCUGAAGAGAAAAAUAUCGUUAAAUUACACAGUGAUGAGAAUACAUUAAACUUUAAAGACAAAUAUGAUUUACUGGUUAAAUAUAAAUUAAACACGAAUCUCAUUACUCAAGACAGUAGCUCCCUGACCUCAAAAAUGUUUCCAUUUCUUUGCAAAUUUUUCUCAAAAAUGAAUAAAUUCAAAGAUGAUGGAUCAAACGAUAUUUUUAUUUCACCAGUCCCCUAUAUAUUAGAGCUACUAGAUGAAAUGAAAAGAAUUAACAAAACUCAAUACGCUUCCUUAGUUUUAUUGAUGACAAGCCAAAACAAAUUCCCAGAUUAUCGCAGCAGUAAAGAAAUUGCCAAAGAACAGUAUGAAGAUAUAAAAAUUGAGGUUUUAGAGAAAUGUAAGGCCAAUAGUAGGACAGAUUAUCAUGAACUCACGGAUGCUUUGUGGGAAAUGGUAGGAACAUAUACAGAAGUGUGUGGUAAUUGGUUUUCUUUCGUACAUGACUCAAUGUUAGAAAUUACUGCUUAUCAUUUUGGCUGUCAGUUUCCGGAAAUGAUUCUCAAAUAUAUGAGUAGUGACUACAUCGCAAAUUACAUUACAUUAGAAACGCAUGAAAUUAAAAAAAGAAAACCAGGAAAUAGUAAAGAUAUAAGUAACAAUGAAGACAGCGACGUAGAUAAUAAUAGCUUGCGGAUAGUAUUAAAAGAGACCUAUUACCGACAUCUAGCUACACGUUUGCUAAAAGACAUCGAAAAUGGGGAAUUGCAUAAUGUUUUUGGGAAUCCGUGUUUAAAGCAUUCGAAAUUUUGUCAUGCUUUUCUUGACGUAUUGAAGGAAAAAGAAUACCCAUACCUGUAUUCCGUUUUUUUUGCAGAGUUGACAGAUAAAUUCAAAAUUAAUGGAAACCAAAACGACAAAUAUAACUCAAAUGAAAGUGAAUAUUAUCAAUUCCUUAGCAUUUUAUUUGAUAAAAGAGGUUUACCAAAUCAUCUUGGUAUCUGGAACAGCAUUAAGGCAAUAAGCAUGGUUAUUUACUAUGGACAUGAUCAAAUUCUAAGAUAUAUCAUCGAUCAAAUCAUAUCGAUGACAGGAAAUGCAAAUGCUCUCUUUCAAACGUCAAACCAAAAAGAUUGCCAAGGACGUCAAGAAACUGAGAAUGAUGCGUCUUACGAAACAUUAGAUUUAGCAGAAUAUCAAGAUGUGACCGAAUCAAGUACCUAUUCAAACAACAGCAUAGAUUUUAUUCAGAGUACAAGUGCUAGACUGAUUGAAGAACAAUGGCGAUUACUUUGUCUUGGUUGCUAUUCUGGUGAUCUGAAAACUGUACAGACAUUACUACAACACGUCAGUAAAGAUGCUGUUAAUAAUACAAAAACAAACGAAGAUAAACUUUUCAAAGAUAUAAAACCGCUGGUUAUUGCAUGCUCACUUGGAUAUUUGGACAUUGCACAAGAAUUGGUGAGAGCUGGAGCAGAUGUUAAUCAAAAGGCAAAAUUUGAAACACCACUGACUGCUGCAUGUGAGAAAGGACAUUUAAGUAUUGUAACAGAGUUAAUAAAAUCAGAAGCCAAUUUAAACUUAGAAGAUGGAAAUCAAACACCGUUAAUUACAGCAUGUAAAGAAGGGCAUUUGCGAAUUGUUCAAACGUUGCUGAAAGCAGGGGCCUAUAUCAAUUUACGAAGCCAUUUUGAUACACCAUUAACUGCUGCGUACAAACAUAACCAUUUGCAAAUAUUUAAAGAGUUGUUAAAUGCGGGAGCAGAUUUCAAUAUAAACUACGGAAAGAAAACAUUACUAACAGCAGCAUGUGAGAAAGGAAACUUGAACAUUGUACAAUAUUUAAUAGAUGCAGGGGCCUAUAUUGAUUUAAGAUCCAACGAGGAAACUCCUUUAACAUCUGCAUGCAAACAAGGGCAUUUAGAUAUUGUUAAAGCGUUGAUUAGGGCGGGAGCUGAUGUCAAUUUGAAAGAUAGUUUUUAUACACCAAUAACGGCUGCGUAUGAAAAUGAACAUUUCCUUAUUUUUGAAGAGUUGUUAAAUGCAGGUGCUGAUGUUAAUAUACAAUACGGGGAAAAAACAUUACUUACAGAUGCAUGUGUAAAAGGCAAUUUGAUACAUGUAAGAGAGUUUAUAAAAGUUGGAGCUAACGUUAAUCUAAAGGAUAAAAAUAACACACCUUUGACAAUUGCUUGUUUAAAAGGACAUUUAAGUAUCGUAAGAGAGUUAAUAAAAGCACAGGCUGAUGUGAAUCUCGUCGAUGCUUUUUAUGCACCAGUAAUAAUCGCAUAUUUGGAAGAAAAAUACAAUAUCUUUGAAGAGUUAGUCUGCGCUGGAGCUGAUGUCAAUAUUAGUUUUAGGCAAACAACACUUUUGAUAAAGGAAUGUCAGGAAGGAAAUCUACCAAGUGUUAGAAAGUUGAUAAAAGCAGGGGCCGAUGUCAAUCGAAAAGAAAAAUAUUACACACCCCUUAUCAUUGCAUCCAAAAAAGGACAUUGCAAUAUUGUUCAUGAGCUGAUAUUGGCAGGGGCUGAUUUCAAUCAGAACACCUCUUCUUAUACACCACUUACAGCAGCAAUCGAAAUGGGACACCUCAAUGUUACGAUAGAAUUAAUUAGCGCAGGAGCUGAUAUAAAUUUAAAUUGUCAAGGUAAUUAUAUAACACCUUUAAUUCUGGCUUGUCGAAAGGGGCAUUUGAAUAUUGUUAAAUCAUUGCUUGAAGCUGAAGUCGAUGUGAAUCUUGGAACAACUUGGGAAACACCACUCAGAGCUGCAUUUAAUAACAAUCAUCUCAAUGUUGUUAAAGAGUUAAUAUUUGCUGGCUUAGACACUAACAAAACAUAUGGAGGAAAAACAUUUCUAACUUUUGUUUGUGAGGAACGCUAUUUAGGAAUAGUCAGAGCGUUGAUAAAAGCAGGAACAAAUGUCAAUACUCGAUAUAACAAUAGCACACCAUUAACAGUUGCUUGUCGAAAGGGAUAUCUGGAUAUUGUUAAAGAGCUGAUUAGAGCAGGAGGAGCUGAUGUCAAUCAAAAUGAUAACUAUCAUACACCUCUUACAAUUGCUUGCGGGCAAGGCCAUGGGCAAAUUGUUAAACUGUUGAUUCGAGAAGGGGCUGAUGUUAAUCUUAAAGAUGAAAAUCAGACACCACUGACAACUGCGUGUGAAAAUGGACAUUUAAGCGUUGUUCAAGAUUUGUUAAAGGCUAAAGCCAAUGUCAAUCUUAAAGAUAACUAUCACACACCUCUGACAAUUGCAUGCCUGAAAAGUCAUCUACAUAUUGUAGAAAAAUUGAUUCAGUCAGGAGCCGAUGUUAAUCUUGAUGAUGGUUAUCGAACGCCAUUAACACUUGCAUGUCAAAAAAGACCUUUUAGUAAAGAAUUCCUGAAUACCACCUACAAUAAAAGUGAUGAAGAUAAAAGGCAUCAUAUAAAUGCAUAUCUUAAAGGAAACCUGAGGUUUUUUGAAGAUUCCUCACAAUCAGGGGUCUGCGUCAGUUUAAACACCGAAAAACGUUUAAAAAUUGUUACAGAGUUGGUGAAAGCUGGGGCUGACGUUAAUUUGAAAGACUCGUUUGGAUCGCCCCUAUCGAAUGCAAUACAGCAUACACAUUCAUGUAUUGCGGCAAAAUUGAUUGAAUUUGGAGCUGAAGUUAAACUUGAUCCUAUAUACCACAAACUGCUACUUUAUUUUUGUCAAAGUGGAAAUAAUAUUGCUGUUAAAAGAAUGAUCGAAUCCGGAGCAGAUGUAAAUUUAAGAAUUAGCAGGCUUGAAACAUUAUCUUCUACAAAUGAUGAGAUGAAUUUGCUAAGCAAAGUAAAUCAAAUUCAAAAGAAAGAAAAUAAAAAUCGCGGUAAUGUUUGUGGAUAUCAAGAAGUAUUAGCGACAAAAGCACAUGACUGUGCCAAUAUGAAAAAUGAAUGUAAAACACCAUUAACGGUUGCAUGCCAAGGGGGUUUUUUGAAUAUUGUAAGAGAACUGAUUAUUGCAGGAGCUAAUGUCAAUCUUAGAGAUACAUUUUAUACUCCGCUAACAGUUGCGUGCCGAGAAGGACAUAUGUCUAUUGUAGAAGAAUUAGUGAAAGCUGAUGCUGAUGUCAAUAUGAGAGACGCUUUCAAUACACCAAUUGCGAUUUCCUGUGCAUAUGGACAUGUGUGUAUUGCUGAAGUUUUGAGAAAAGCAGGGGCCGAGCUUAUCUUGGAAAAUAAAAGUUCUUAUUUGAUGAUACGUGCCUGCCAAAAGGGGUAUAUUGCAUUUGUAGAUCAGCUGAUUCAAAUGGGAGCUGACGUUAAUGAAAGUUUUGAAUGUGUAUCGCAAACAAACUGUUCGUCUGAAGAAAGGGUGUAUGAUUAUCCAUAUGAAUGCAGUAAACCAUUAACAACAGCAUGUUUAUGCGGUCAUCUAGGAAUUGCAAAAGCGUUGAUUAAAGCGGGGGCAGAUGUCAAUAUUCGAGAUGGCAGUUAUACACCAUUAACAAUAUCGUGUAAAGGAGGACAUCUCUGUAUUGUUGAGGAGUUGAUACGAGCUGGAGCUGAUGUCAAUCUGAAGGAUUUAUUUAAUAAUCCUUUGACCGUGGCAUGUAAAAAGGGACAUUUCGCUAUUGCUGAAAUUUUGAGAAAAUCGGGAGCUGAAUUCCUUUAGCUUGUUGUAAGGAAUAGCUUUUUAUUG
Magallana angulata is the source of this 4767-nucleotide messenger RNA. RefSeq names its product ankyrin repeat domain-containing protein 17-like. Gene Ontology annotation, biological process: positive regulation of transcription by RNA polymerase II. Gene Ontology annotation, cellular component: nucleus. The record is from RefSeq and is a predicted model, not a curated record. The coding region runs from base 1 to 4740 and encodes 1579 amino acids. Gene Ontology annotation, molecular function: protein binding; transcription cis-regulatory region binding. NCBI's taxonomy places the organism in Eukaryota, Metazoa, Mollusca, Bivalvia, Ostreida, Ostreidae. The transcript has a single exon.